This is a messenger RNA of Penicillium taxi, 1698 nucleotides long. RefSeq names its product NAD(P)/FAD-dependent oxidoreductase. Gene Ontology annotation, molecular function: monooxygenase activity. Lineage: Eukaryota; Fungi; Ascomycota; Eurotiomycetes; Eurotiales; Aspergillaceae. The transcript has 6 exons. The coding region runs from base 1 to 1698 and encodes 565 amino acids. The record is from RefSeq and is a predicted model, not a curated record.
AUGGCUAUUCCGAAAAGCUGUACUGUACUAGUUAUUGGAGGAGGCCCAGCUGGCUCAUAUGCAGCCGCGGCUUUGGCUCGCGAGGGAAUUGAUACAGUGGUACUCGAGGCCGAGAAGUUCCCCAGAUAUCACAUCGGCGAAAGCACUCUUCCUUCUUUGCGGCACUUUUUCAAGUUCAUAGACUUUUAUGACACCUUCAAUGCCCAUGGAUUUUACCACAAGAAUGGUGCCGUUUUCCGACUUGCUCAAGGCCAGCCAGAUGCGUAUACCGACUUCCUCGAGGCUGGUGGUCCUGAUGCAUAUGCCUGGAACUUGAUUCGAUCCGAGUCAGAUGACCUGCUCUUUAGACAUGCGGGAGCCUCUGGCGCUCAUAUCUUUGAUGAAACCAAGGUUAACAAAAUCCAAUUCGAACAGGCCACUGGCGGAAUGGAGAAAGAUGACCUGAAUCAUGGCAAGCCAGUUUCCGCUACCUGGGCCUGCCGAGAUGGCGCUUCUGGGUCCAUCACUUUCAAGUAUCUUGUGGAUGCUAGCGGAAGACAUGGUAUAUUGAGCACAAAGUACCUGAAGAACCGGAAGUUCAAUGAUAAUUUUAGGAGCAUUGCCAAUUGGGCUUACUGGGAAAGUGACAAUCUAUAUGGCCCUGGGACACAAAUGGAAGGUUCGCCAUACUUUGAGGCAUUGGACGAUGCUAGCGGCUGGGCAUGGUUCAUGCCGCUGCACGAUGGUACAUGCUCCGUGGGAAUCGUUCAAGACCAAAAGAUGGCGACGGAAAAAAAGAAAGAAUUGGGACGCCCCUCGACCUUAGACUUUUACCAGCAUGGUCUGAAGAUGGCUCCUGGAAUCAAAAAGCUUCUCUCGGAGGCAGAUCUAGUCACCGAAAUCAAGUCAGCCUCCGACUGGUCCUAUACCGCGUCAACCUAUCAUUUACCGAAUGCACGCAUCUGCGGAGAUGCUGGCAGUUUCAUCGACCCUCUAUUUUCUUCAGGUGUCCAUCUCGCCGUGGUAGGCGGUCUCUCAGCAGCGUCUACGAUCGCAGCUUCAAUCCGGGGUGACUGUAACGAGCAGACGGCGGGAACGUGGCACUCUAAGAAGACAGUUCAGAGUUACACUCGUUUCUUCCUAGCUGUUAGCAGUGCCACGAAGCAGAUUCGUGAGCAGCAUGAGCCUAUUAUCCAGGAUAUGGAUGAGGAGGGGUUCCAACGAGCGUUUGAUAUGUUGAGACCCAUCAUCCAAGGCACCGCCGAUGCCGACACGAAGGGCACAAUCGAGAAAUCCGAAAUCUCCGAGGUUCUUGAAUUCUGCUUCAAGGCGUUCACAUAUGUCCCGCCGGACCAGAAAGACGCACUGUUCGAGAAGCUCGAGAAACUUGGUGUCAAACCCGGAAAAACCGACAUCACAGCCACAGAGACGCUCGGGAACAUCGAAAAGCAUCUUACAGCGAGCGAGCUGCGGAUACUCGAAACGCUACGCAGCAGGCGUAUGAUUCGUGAAGAUCCCUUCGAAAUGGAUAGCUUCACGCUUGACACUAUCGACGGGCUGGGACCGAACCUGGUUCACGGAGAACUGGGCCUCGUCAAAUCUGACGAGCCUAAAGUGGAUGGGGCUCACUUCUGCUCUCCAAAGUUUUUGGAUGGCAAAGGUCCUGGGAUUAGAGAGGGCAGCAUUCAUUUGCCAACGUCGAAGGUGCAACUUGGAUGA